Morus notabilis is the source of this 1767-nucleotide messenger RNA. Its product is annotated as blue-light photoreceptor PHR2. The coding region runs from base 134 to 1534 and encodes 466 amino acids. Lineage: Eukaryota; Viridiplantae; Streptophyta; Magnoliopsida; Rosales; Moraceae. Gene Ontology annotation, biological process: photoreactive repair. The record is from RefSeq and is a predicted model, not a curated record. Gene Ontology annotation, molecular function: DNA binding; FAD binding. The transcript is spliced from 4 exons.
UUGCAAUAGAUAAAGGUUUAAGACUUUUGAGGCUAGAACAAACCAGAGGUAUCCAUACAAAAGCCCCAAGCCAACGAACAAAACACUGCUUUAUCUUCAUUUUCCUUCUUCUUCUCCAAGAAAAAGAUAAAAAAUGGAGUCCGAUUCCAAUCCCAAAAUGAAAAUGGAGAAGAACCCAGAAACCCAAUCCUCCUCGGACGACCAAAAUAAUAACAACCAACAACUCUCCAUCGUACCCAUCGCCUCUCUCUCUCUUUCUCUCUCUACAAUCCUUCCAAAACACUUCUUCCAAAACUCCAAACUCUCAGCCUUGUUUUCUCAGCCCACCUACAACAAGGUCAAACUUGCCGUCCCAACUCAAGCCUCUUCUCUCACCUCUCACCUUUCUCUCUCCUCCACUUCUUCUCCUCCGCCGUCAAAGCUCUCCUUCAAGUCGACAAUCGCCGCCAACCCCCUCCACAACCCCCUCUCCUUGGGCCCACGCCGGCCCGCGGACCCCUCCAGCGCCGCCGCAGCCCGCCGGGCUUCCAUCCUCUGGUUCCGCAACGACCUCCGGGUCCACGACAAUGAGUGCCUCAACGCGGCCCACAACGAGUCCAUGUCUGUCCUCCCCGUCUACUGCUUCGACCCCUGCGACUACGGCAAAUCCUCCUCCGGCUUCGACAAGACCGGGCCGUACCGGGCCACUUUCCUGAUCGAGUCCGUCAACGAUCUCCGGCGGAAUCUCCAGGCGAGGGGCUCCGAUCUGGUGGUGAGAAUCGGGCGGCCGGAGACGGUGCUGGUGGAGCUGGCGAAGCAGAUCGGCGCCGACGCGAUUUACGCGCACAGAGAGGUGUCGCACGACGAGGUUAGGGCGGAGGAGAGGAUCGAGAAGGCGAUGAAAGAGGAGAAUGUGGAGGUGAAGUACUUCUGGGGGAGUACGCUGUACCACAUUGAGGAUUUGCCGUUCGGUUUGGAGGAUAUGCCGUCUAACUAUGGCGGAUUUAGGGGGAAAGUGAAGGGAUUGGAGGUGAGGAAGACGAUCGAGGCUUUGGAACAGAUGAAGGGAUUGCCUUCGUGUGGCGAUGUCGAGAUUGGGGAGAUUCCUUCCUUGGUUGAUCUGGGGAUUAACCCUUCUGCAACUAUGGCUCAAGAUGGGAAGCCCGCAGCGAAUGCUUCGAUGGUCGGGGGAGAAACGGAAGCAUUGGAAAGGCUUAAGAAGUUUGCAGCUGAGUGCCAAGCACAGCCGCACAAGGGGGGAAGCAAGGAUGGCAGCCAUGAUAGCAUAUACGGUGCAAACUUUUCCUGCAAAAUUUCUCCAUGGCUGGCUAUGGGAUGCCUCUCUCCCCGCUCAAUGUUUGACGAGCUAAAGAAAACUGCUGCCAGGACGAUUUCAGCUUCGUCAGAUAAGAAAGACGGUGGCAGUGGAAUGAACUGGUUUUUGUUCGAGUUAUUGUGGAGGGAUUUCUUCAGAUUCAUUACCAAGAAAUACAGUUCAGCAAAGAAACAGCUCGACAGCGUUCCAGCAACUGCUUGUACCGGUGCUUUUGCUUAAGGAAGAACAUUUAUUGGAUUUGAGAAGCGAAAAUUGUUUUGGGUUUCCUUUAUCUAUUUUAUUAUUUUUUUGCGCUCUAAGAUUUAGUUAGAUGGAGUAGGAAUGCCUAAUGUUGUCCAUUGUUGAACACUGUUCUGGCUGCUAAAUAGAGUGGUCAAAUUUGAAAAGUCAGCUGUUCUAGACAUGUCAAGUGUUUUUGGCCCAGCAACAUCAAACAUUUUGUUAUGGCUGUC